CGCCCGGCGGCGGGAGCGCGCUCGGCGGCGGGAGCUGCGAUCCCGCCGGGACACGGCCAUGGAGCCCUCGCCCAAAGACGGCGAGAGCGCGGCGGCCGCGGAGCCCGGCCGGGGCGGCACGGCCCCUUCCAGCGGGGUGGUGGUGCAGGUCCGGGAGAAGAAGGGCCCCCUGCGCGCCGCCAUCCCCUACAUGCCCUUCCCCGUGGCCGUCAUCUGCCUCUUCCUCAACACCUUCGUGCCGGGGCUGGGAACGUUCGUGUCGGCGUUCACCGUGCUCUGCGGGGCCCGCACCGACCUCCCUGACCGGCACAUGUGCUGCGUCUUCUGGCUGAACAUCGCUGCUGCCCUCAUCCAGAUCCUGACAGCCAUCGUCAUGGUGGGCUGGAUCAUGAGUAUAUUUUGGGGCAUGGACAUGGUCAUUCUUGCAAGCUACAAGGAACAGGGGAUCCCACAGCAGCUGUAGUAGCUGGGACAAGUAUGGUCAGAGAAACACGGCGAGAGAUUUCCUUUGGCAGCCGUGGGCCACGGACCUUUUCAUUACCCUUUGUCUCUCUUCUUCUCCCUUUUGUUUUGUCUCCUUGUGUCUGCCCGGUUCACCUGCCCGUCCAGCGGAGCGGAGAUGCAGAGCGGCCGGCGCAGACUUGCACUGAUGCCCCUGAGCAGCGGAGAUGAGGCAAGCACGGCUUUGCUUGGGACUGGUCCCGGCCAGCACGCGGUGAGCGGCCGACGAGGAGGAUGAGGGUGCCAGGACAAGGAAACACCCUUGGUGAAGGUGGCACCUGGGCAGGCAGCUGAACCAAGGGAGGCAGAGAUGCUGCUUUCCCUCUGCUCCCAGGGGGAUGUUGCUGAAGAUGUUUUGCCUCCUUUUUAUGCUCGCUGUUAAAGGACGCUGGCUGUGAACAUCAAAUGCCAAGGAGCUAUUCAUAGAUAUUUGUACAGGAUGUAAAAGCAAACCAGUGGUACUCUUUUCCCACCCCGAGAUUCCAUCCGUGACUGCUUUGCAGUAGUGGAGGGUGCAGCCCAGCCCCUUCUGCUGUCUGUGUAUAUGUGAUGUUCACUGAAGCUGUGUCCCCACAGAUGUCUUGAGAAACGUGCUUGCUGUAAAUCGUAUUGUACCGCUGAAGUGACUGGGGCCACUCCCUGCUUCCAUCCGCUGCCACCAUGCAAAGACCAGAGCUCCCAGCAGCCCAGGGACACUUUUCCUAGCACAGGACUGGUGUCCUGCAGCACCUCGCCUCUAGGGCAGCGAGUACAGCUUCGUGCUGCCAAAAGCCUCUCAUAUAAAACAAUACUGGGGGAGCCAAAGAACAAGACUUUUCCUGCCCCUGAAAGGGACUUGCUGGCAGUGUCUCCAUGCUUUGGAAACAGAUCCCCUCAGAGCACAACGAGUGCCCCUGGCUGAAGCAGCGUCCCAGCUCUGCUUCCCCAGGGUAAAAUUAACCACCCAGCGCUUUCACACCUCUUUCCGAAGCAUUUCAGAGGGGAUGACACCUCCAUGGGACUGGACAACUCGCUUCCCUCCCGUGGGAGUUGUGCUGUAGCUGCUGCUGUGAACCAGCCCUGCCUCCUCACCAGCACAGCCCAAGGGCACAGCCCGAGCCCUUCCUCUGGUCCAACGUGCAUGGCCCCCAGCUAUCCCACCACCAUCACCUGCUUUGUAAAUGUACAUGUUUGACAUGUGAGUUUUACAGCUAAAGAGUGAUAGUGGGUAACGAAGAAUAAACGCAGUUGCUUCACCCCCAUCUGCCAGCAAAACAGAACUUUCUGCUGCUCCUCUCUGAUUGUGAAAACCAGGUUUCUUGAAAAAAAAAAAACAAAACUAAAAGAAAACCAAAAACCAAAACAAAAAAAGGGCUUUAAUGAAAUAGUUUCUUGGUACUUGAACCCAGCCAGGCUGAACAACUGAUUUACUACUCAUUGGAAAGCAAUUCUAGGUAGGAACCAACCCAAAUGUGUAGCCAGUCAAAAACCAGCUUCAUUCUGGGUCAGCCCAACCAUUGCAGUGCAGGGCACAGUACCAUUUUUCCAAGUUCAUUGGUGUUGCCAAAUCCAUAUUUACCAUGGAGAAGGUGCUUUGGCAGGUGACCCCCACCCCCCCAGCCUUUUGCCUGGUUGUCCAUCCUUGCUGCAGGGGCUUGGCAUCGCUCUCAGCCAUGGCACUCAGCCAGGAAGGUCAGUGGGGCUCUGUACUGGGAGCAGCUCUGGCACAUGCACCCAUGGGGUCAGAAGUGUUAGAUGUGAGAGGGGACUCCCUCUGUGCCACAUCCCGUGCUUCCCAAGACACAAAGCUGCAUGUUCCUCCCCAUGUGCAUUGACUGGCACACAUUUUAUUAAAGUUCUGCUGGAAAUUGCCCCUUAAGUCUUGCUAUGAGUGUUGUGCUGAGCUCUGUGGACAGGAAGCUGAAGCUCACAGUCCCAGUAUUCUUCAGAGGACCAUUUUAUUCCUUGCCUCCUGCUUGUUCUGGGCUGACCGUGCAGUUCACACACAUACAAACACUCCAACCAGGGUGCAUUUUAUUGCUACCCAGCCCAAACUGCAAGAUACUACCAAGAGUUCCUUGACAUCUAAACCCCAGGUACAAGCAGAGCCUGGCUAGAUCUGACAUUCCUCCAGGAAAAAGCAAGGUUUUCUCCCACAUGCUUGCUAACCAUGGUGUGGAAACACAGCCCUGUAUUUUCCAGCUGACUUUGUUUCACGCUCGCACACACGAUGAACUUUGAAGCAGUGCUGCAAUUUAUUUCCCAAACUGGCACUCAGCAUUCCCAUUCCCCUGUAGGAGCAGCAUGGUGCAAAACCCCAGGUCACCAUCUGAACCAGGGUUAAUUACAGUGAAUCCCACCAGAGCUCAUGCUACCCACAACCCAUCCUUCCUCCUCUUGUCAUCUGUAUAAAUAACUAAGGCUAAAAGUCAAGUCCUGCUUCUCUUGCACCCACCCAACUAGCCAGAGGGAAGCAACAAUGCCCUGUCCCCAUUGCUGGAAUGGUGCAGUGGGAAGUGAAGGUUUUGUUCAGGCUCUAAGAAUGGCAAAGGCCAGAGUAGCUCAAUCCAUUUCCCAGCUCUGAGAAUGCUUUCAACAGGCAGGUGAAAAGGAAUGGCACAUUUUGGCCUGGGAUCAAAACAGGGGCUCACCUCUACCAGCAUUGCCUGGAGCUGAUGGCACUGCUUGCCCAGACACCCAGCAAAAGAUCCCACCCUGACCCACACCCCUCCUUCACCCACCACACACUGACACAGGCACUGUUCCCGAGGCUGGGAGGGGAAUGGCUGGCUCAAAUCUGUGUUCUCCUUGGUUUUGGCCAUGCAUGGGUACAUCAGACUUUCCACCCUAGGAAGGAGGGAGCAGGGGCCUGCCCACCUGUGCCAUUUGCACCUUGCUGGUGAGCCCGCCUUUCAUUUUUGUACUGGAGCCCAAACUGAGGGGUUGCAGAGGACCAUUUGUAUGCCUGUUUAUAUCACUGAGUAUUGGAUUGUGACUUCUUGUGUUUUGAUACUGUGGAUGUUUUUUUUUAAAGUUAAAUAUAUUCUAUUGCUGGACAGCUGGAGCGAAAUGCAGAGUCUCUUUAUGUCACCUGGAGAAACCCCAUCAUCCCUGAUUCCAAAUGGGUUCUUGUUCAUCUCCCACCAGCAAGGUGAUGGAGAGCAUCCAGCAGACGCCAGCUCACACCCACAUCCCCUAAGAAGGCAGGGGCCAGGGCAUGGCUUCCAUAAAGAAUUCAUGACCAGAACCUUUCAGAGGAGCAGAAGGCUGGUGAGGAGCCUUACCUGAACCUCUGGAAUGGAGACAAGGGAGGGGGAAAAACCAUCGUGUGUUCCCUUAUGCACACACCUACCAGCAAUCCUUCUUGACUGGGUUUCGUUUGCAAUUUUAACAUUUUAAUGUGACUCCAGGUGCAUUAUCCCUGUUCCCAGUGAGAGAACAGCCCACGUGCUGUCAGGAGCUUGGCCACAGACACCUGAGCAGAGCUGAACAGGUGGCAGAGCCUUCCCAUGAAAAGCAGCUCUGCUGCAAGGGCCAGCAGCCUGUCAAAACACCUGCACAUUUCAGCCAUCCACACUCCGUGCUCUUCCUGUGAAGUAUAAUGCCACAAAACACCACUGCUCUGCUCCCUCCCCAAGGCCACUGGGGGUAGGAAAAUACAUGGGAGAUCCCAACUGGACCGGGGUGGGGGGGGGGGGGCAAACUCAGAGUUGGUGCAAGACCAGCAAGAAGGGUCUUCUCACACCCCAUGGCUUUGAGGGGUCUGGGAGGUGAGGCAGAAGCUCCUUUCACUUGCCCUACAUUUCUGUUCAGGCUUCAGCCCUCAGCAGAGGAAGCACUUUGGGAUGAAAGCUGAUAUACAGUAGUAUGAUACUAUUAAUACACCCGUGCAGACACACCAGCACGUGGCAAACCCACUGGAGAGAUCUGGGAUAAUUAUCUCAAAGAGAUUUCUUUAACACCCUGAUAAUGGAACCAUUUCAGAAGGGGAGGAGGAAAAUUAGCAAUAAACCACACAAAAGCAAAGUCCAAAACUGGAGCUUGGCGAAGACACAAGAGAAACAGGGAAAAACCUCCAUGCCACAUUUCUGGGCACCCACCUCCUCCAUACCAUGGCCCAAGGGGAGGCCCACAGCCACCACACACAUCUCACCCUGAUUUCAGGGGUCAGCUGGCUCACCCCCAGCGCAGGUGCCCUCAGAGCACAGCUUGGCCCUUGCUGUCACUCCUUUGUGCACCUGCUCUGUGCAGCACAGCAGUGGUGGGUCCAGGGAAACUCCCUUUCCAGCAACCACCACACAACAGGGCCAAUUCCCACCCUCUCCACCUGCAGCCUCCCCAAACCCACUCACCUCCCUACAGCUGCCAUACACCUCUGGCAUAGAUCCAAUCCUACAGCAGCUCUUGCUGGGAGCCCCAUAGGGCUGCAGCCACAGCACCAAUACCACUCCCAGGGUGAUGGGGAGCAGCUGUGACUUCCUGCAUGAUCCAGAGCAAUUGGAGUAACCAGGUGUGUUUUGCAUCAGGCCAUCCGGGGGAGUUUGGGCUGUUGGCUGCUGUUACAAUGGUGGGACAAAAGUGGCUUGUGCAGGAGGGCUGGGGUCAGUCCUGGCUUGCAGCUCACCCCAAAAGGGAGCCAGGCUGUGCCCACCAGCAGUUCUCACUCCUGGCCAUGCAAAGGCAUUGAAAUACACCCCCUGGAUAUUGGAUCAUUUAGAAAUACACACUUAGAAAAGCAUAAUUUCAACUGUAUUCUGUUCAAACUAGCCUGAACAACCAUUAAAAAAAAAAAAAAUCCAAGCAGAGGAGGGUUAUUUCAAGGUGUGCAUGUACUAUCUCUAAAUCUCAAAGUUAUGCAGUCCAAAUCCACAUUCAGAUCCACAUGCAACUAUGAGAAGGUAGCACCUGAUCCUAGGAGAUAAUAUUACAAUUCCAGGCUAUUUCAGAGCUCAUUUCCAUGGGAAAACUGCAGCCCUGUGGAAGAGGAUGUGAGCUGCAAGACUGGCAGGACUGUAUGCUUAUGUCUAGGGCACAUAAAGCAUUGUGCUGCCAGAGAUGUGAAGGGAGGUUGCAAGUUUUUAAGAGACAGGUCUUGCUUCCAAGCCAGCCAGAUGAAUGCCAAAUUCCAGGCUUGAAUUCUGCUGGCAGACAUAAGGCCCACAUGCUGCUGAGCAGCCAGGGCAGCAGAGGGAUUAGGAGCCACUGUCCCUGUAGAGACAAUGUGUGAGUGCCCUGGCAUGCUCAGAGUGCUUCAACCUGCCCUGCUGGAACCUCUGCCCACCAAAGCAGCCACUGUCACUGCCUGUCCCACCAAAACAACCACUGUCACUGUCCCACCCCUGACCAAAGGAUACAAUGGGUUCAAAGGACAGGAUGGCACCAACCUGCCCUGGGGAUGCUCCCUGGGCAGCAGCACUUUGGGCUGUACCAUGCUGGCACACAAGUGCUCAAGAGACAUCCUCUGUGAUCCUUAAUGAUCCCCCUGUAAACCACAGGGCCUGUGAGCCUUCCUGCAAAGCCAUUUCCCAUGGGAAAAGCAGCUGGGCACGUGCAGAAUGUGGCAGUCACAUCGGGGCACGUUUGAAAUGCCUGCUUGGGGCUGAUGAAUGGUGGGAGGAAGCAUGUGGCACCUCGUAGAGCCCACCCACGGGUCCUGCCUUCUCCCCUCACUGUUCUGGAGGCAUAAAAACAGAUGAAGCAUGAAUUAGCACCAGAAAAAGAUACCACGCUGCCAGUGGGAAAUAUUUUUUAGCCACAGAUGCUUUUCAAAGGGGGAAACAUAUCUGUAGCAUCUCUAUCUUGCUACUACAGACUCCUGCUGCUUUUUCUUCUCCCAUUCCCUUGUCUGAGCCAAACCCCAGUGCUGCAAGAAAAGCAGAUCUGUCUGUGUGUGUGCUGGGGGGUGUGUGGGUGUGUGGGUGUGUGUGUAUGUCCCUGCAGAACUUCUGGGGUUCCUGCCACGGAAAGCAGCAUGAAAACCAUCUUGGAGCAAAAGCCCCUUCUGACACAGAGGUUAGUCACUAGAAAUUAAAGUAUUUGAUUUUGUUUCCUGGCCAAGUGUUUGAGUAAAUACUUUUGCGCUUCUAUUUCUCUUUGUGCUCCUUUGUCCUGGUAGUUUCAAGUCUUAGAUUUCUACAUUAGGAAAAGUGUGUUUGAGCACCCUGGCACCAGGCAGUGUGGAGAGGGGGGAGCUAGCCCCAGGUCUUCCAGGUCUGGCAUUGCUAAUACACACCAAAUAAAUGGUAGGAGGCACAAAACCCCAGCAAACAGAAAGCACCAGCCCCGAGAAGGCAGUGCAGCAGUGCCAGAAGUGGGAUGAGCUGCUGAGGCCCCAGCAUUUUCCAGUUUUCUCCAGAGCUGUCCCAUAUGGGACUCACUCAGCAGCCUCCCCUGUGGGCUUUCUCUUGGAUGUGACAGCAGCAGCAGCUCUCCUGAGCUCUCUGGCUGUUCCAGGGUGGAAACACAGUUUCUUAGUUCCUUAGCAGGAACUACUAAGACAGGUGCCCUAAGGGUGGGAAGAGAACGCCUGACUGUCUAAAAGCAACAGCAGCCCCCGGGGCAUCCCCCGGAGCAGUGAAUUCCCAUAUAAAGCCUUCUUUGCUGGAGGCAUCACUCGUGGUGGGUCAGGCACUGGAGGUGCAGGAAUGGCAGAGCUGUGUCCAGUCCCCCACUCUGGCAGGAUAAAGUGUGCAUGGCAGGUCAUCCCUGGGACCCCUGGGACUGCAGGAGCAGCCUGUGACCACUUCCAUGGACUUCAAACUACAUGGCAAAAGAUGAACCAAACCAGCUGACACUACAGCAGGGCCCUGCCCACUUCUCCCAUUUCCCAGGGGUUUCUAAAUUUUCAUUUUUUACACUUCACAAUAACAAAGAACAAAUUUGUAUUUUUUUUUAAGGGCAGGGAGUAAGCGAAACAAACGCUCAAAUGAGAGUGUGAGUGGGAAAGCUGAACCCCAGGGGACAGGGGCUGGGGCUGCCGGGAGGGCUCCAACCCUGGAAUGGCACAGGGAGGAAAGACGUGUUGCCCCCAGCCUGUCACCCCCAGAACCACCCAGAAAGGAGAUGUGGGCAGCAUGAAUCCUUCACCCCUGCCCUGCUCAGGCUGGCUCCGGGAUGGCGCUGGAGAGGGCGUUUAUUAAGGACCUCUCCCGGGGGCACAUCGCCAUCUCCCGGCCCUCGGGGGAAGCGCCGGGAGCCCGCAUCCACCCCACGCGGGACACGGCGUGGUCGGCCGGCAGUCGGGUCUGGUUCUUAAGGUACGAGAAAAGGGGAGCAGAAAGGGGAGCACAGAAAGGGGAGCACAGAAAGGGGAGCACAGCCCUUGUGGGGCUGAGACCAAACGCGAGCUCGUGCCACUGAAGCCUGGAGGGUGCCCCUGCAGCAUCCCCCCCAAAACAUCUCCAGGCAGGACCCUGGAGGUGUCAGGCACACCCACGACAAAGUGGCUGAGGGGAAAGGCCUUCCCAGGCUGAUAGCACCCUCCACACCCAGAUGCUGCUUGGCCACACUGUCACCGCUGCCAUGGUGUCCCCGUGCUCCCCCAGCCAUGCAUCCCCUGCAGCAGCACACGGGCAGGAGCUUUUCCACCGUGGCAACCUCCUCACUCUUGCUUCCCCCAGCCACACUGGGCAGGAGGACAUGGGGACCCUGGGGCUGUUGCCAGGUUUCAGGCUGGGGGCAGCUCUGCAUCAUCCGUGGCAGGGGUAAAAUCCCUCCCAAGGCGCUUCCCAGAGAUCCCCAAAACCCCACCAGCUUGUGCUGGGAACAAAGCUGAGCACACUGUUCGACCCCUGUCAACCACCACACCCACACCCUGCACUUUCACACGCUGGAAUGCCCAGCUGGCCCCCAGCACCCCCUGAUUUAUGGGGGGCUCAUUCUGUCAAGUAGUGCCUAAUCAGACAAUGCUGAAGGAAAGGAGCUGCCCCUCCCUACCUACAGCCUGGGCAGACUACCUUACACCCCCUUACACCUUACACCCCCUGGCACUGCUGGAGGUGCUGGGAGGCUCUGUUCUGUGAGAGCAGAGACCUCAGCAAGGUUUAAAGUUUUCUUGGUUGCAUUAAUACAAGUCCUGGCCUCUCUUCCCUGUAUUGACUUUAUGAAUAAUUUAGUUUAUUAAUGCAUAAGGUGGCAGGGAGCUCUGGGCUUUGCUCUGGGGUAAAGCCAGGUGGGGGGGCUAAGCCAGGCUCUUGCUGUGGCUUGUGCCAAUGGGGACCUGCCCCUUCCAACCCUCUGCAUAAACCUUAGGGUCAGCAGAUGCCAGCACUCAGUCACACGGGUUUUCUUCUCCUGAUUUACUCCCUUUUCCUCUUGAAAGUAAUAGAAUGAAUGUGUCUUUACAGAUCAUGUAAAUCUGCUUGUAGAUAGGGCCAGGGACUUAUAGGUAGGUAAGUAAUGGGAGAAACUAUCAGUUCUAGAAAAUGUUAGCAAUUGACAAAGACUGCUGUUCAGCCAAGGCUGUGUUAAAUUCCUGAACGAAGAGAAGAACAAAGCCUGAAUAGAAUUAUGAAUAUUGUUUUGUUAUAUAUAAAAUUAUAUAUAAAAAAGCGGGGGGGAUGUGCAUAUUACAGACAUACAGUAGGCCUAUUGGGAAGUCUGUACCUUCCAAGUACUUCAGCCAAUGGGAAAGGAAGAGGGAGUUGUGGCCAGGAAAUAAAAGAUAAAAAGGAGGCUGCAUCCUCCAACAAUUUGAAAGACCUCAGGGGAAAUGCCCCAUUGCCUUUCCCUUUAGUCAAAUAAAGUUACAGGACUCCUCUCUCUCCUUUCUGGACUAAACCUCUGGCACUGUGAAUUUUACUGCACACUCUCCACCACAAUGUCAUGGUGUUUCCUCAGCUCUCAAGAGAGGUUCUCACAGAACAUAGUUCUUCACCCUCUAUUUUUGCAUUUCAGGGUGCAGCUGGGUAAGUUUUGGAGGCUUUUGUUUUACUCUGAAGGUAGGAAGAAGAGUCACAUACCAGAGAGACCCCAAAAACUGGACCUAUAAGUAAAACAAGGCCUGUCAGUUCUGCUGGAGUGAGCUCAGCAGUCAGUCAGGAAAUGUGUUUGCUUUCCCACAGCCCAGGAGAGACCGCUGGUGCACAGGCAGCAGCCCCACAUCCAGUGUCCUGCCAGCACUGCCUCUGACCAAGAGGCUUCUGGUCUUCAAAUUCCACACUGCAGGGUUUUUCCUGCAGUUUGUUUUAGAGGAGCCAUGGUGAGCCAGGUCUGGUCCCCGGGCCGGGCUGCUCCUGAGGGUCUGGGCACUAAAUUUGUCUUUCCUAUGGGGCAGCCCACCACCUCUGUGCCAGAACAGCUCCUGCUGUCCUGUGCUUGCACAACCAACCAGGAGGGAAUGGAGCUGCCUCCAGACAGCUUCACAACCUGAUUUGCAGAAUCCUUCACUGCAGAAACAGUCUGGGGGUUUUUGUGGCCUUUGCUCCAAAGCACUCCCUCUGGCCCUGCCCAUAGUGCAGCUGAGAGGGAGAGGAGCAGGGGGAGUGUUUGGCUGUGCCAAGCAGCUCUGAUUCUCCUGGGUGCUUUGGUAUUCUCCAGUGCAGAAAUCACAGGGUGGCACUAAGAAACGGCUCAGUGGGAGCCAAAAACAUUCCAAAAAAAUUGGAGCUGCCAUCAGUGGCCUUCCCUGCAGAAGGGGGAUGGAGGAAUUCAGACCUCUCUGAAGGGUAGCUCCCACUGAGCCUGGGCCUCUCACAGCCCAAGUUCUGCUCUCCCCCUGCCCUGCUCCCUGCAGAGCCACUUCCUGUUUGUUGGGAUCUGCUCCCAGCGCAGGGCCCUUCCCUACUCUUGCUUUUAUGCAGCACUGCUGGAGGCUGAUUCCCCCCAGUCAUGGAAGUGAAAAGCUGUUCCAAGGCUGCCACAAGCUGCACAGGGCAGACACUGACAGCACACCAGGGGAAUGCUUCCCAUAUGCCUUUAUUUGCAAUGUUACAGGACUUUUUUACAGGCACUGUGCGUUGGUGUUCCAGACUGGUUUGGAUUUUUUUCUGUAUUACCCAAUGACCGAGAGGUGUGGUGGGAGCAGGGAAAAUCCCUCACAGCAACCGUUCCAGCUUCCAGGAAAGCAUAAGACAUCUGAGAGCAACAAUCUGCUUCUUCUGAAGCCACAAAGCAAGGAAUCUGGUUUAUAAACAGGCUUAAAAAAUAACGUACAUGUAUAAGAGCAGCUCAAAGCUAAAGUACAGCGGUAAGUGGUACAUAGCUACGCAUAUCUGUUCAUACCCUUUCUCCAAAGAUGGAAAAGGCAUGGCUUAAAAACUAAAAACACAGUUUAAAAAAAAAAAAAAAGAUUCCAUGCAUUAAAUUUUAGUGUUUUGUGCAAUUAAAAUGGGAUGAAAAUAAAUAUAACUUAAAAAAAACCCCAACCUUUUCCAUGACACUAAUGGAACAGAGGCAAAGUCUAUAAGGCACUUCUACAUGGGCUAUUCUAGAAAGCCUGGCAAGGAGCUAAAACAGUGCAACCGUUUACAAUGGCAUCUGAUGAGCAAAAGACACCUGUCUGGUGAGAUAUGAACUGAGUGAAACCUUAGGAAACUUCAGUCCUUGGGAAAGAGGCUUGGCUGCAGAUGGCUUGGUGGCCACCUCCUCCUCCUCAUUGCUGCAAGGGAGGUCUCCCCCAUCAAGGGUGCCAGGGUACCCAUCAAACUAUGGCAGAGGGGCUCUGGAGCCCUGCUCCUGGGGAGUGAGACAGGACAGUGGGUUUGGGGAUGGAUGGAGCAGGUGAGGGAUGCGUGGCUGCCAAGCUCCUGCAGCAUCUCCUGCACUGCACGUUCCUCGACGUGAGGGCUCUCGGUCUGCCACAGCCUGCCCUCCCCGGCAGCCUCUCCACGGAUGACCUUUAGCGCACCAGCCCUGCCGCCACUCGGUUCAAAUGUUCCAGGAAGUUCAAAACCAGCCUCCACCCUAAACAGGGAACUGGGUGUUUUCGCAGGAGCGGGAGCCCAGGGGCCGUCACACAGCUCCCGCAGGCUGGGCAGCAGCACAGCCACAGGCAGCUCUGUGGAAAAAGGGAAAGGCACGGGAAUGCCUGACCCCAGCCCUGUUUGCCAAAGGUGUCUAACCCGGGAGCUGCCUUGCUGCUGUAGCCCUUCACCUCAUGCAGAUGGAAGUUACGGAGAUGCUCCAGGCGGGAGGGUCACCCUGGGCUAGGUGUGAGCGUUGGUGGCACUACACAUGUGCUCAGCUGCUGACAAAAAAGGCUGAUCAACCUGGAUGGCUACUUCAGGCUUCACAGUAGUCCUUUAUAAGCUGUUUUUCCCAGCUAGGGAGGAUUGGAGACCCCAGCUAAGGUAGGCUGGAAGCAGUUCCUAGCAGAGGAGCUGGGGCUCUAGAGAGGAGCCCAAAGUUUUGCUCAGCAGGGCACCCAAGCAUGGGGGACAUGGGUGGGAAGCACCUGGCCAUGGCAAAUACCUGUGCCUGACUACAUGGCUCUGCAGCAGGAGGGAAACCCUUGCCCUGCAGUGCCACUCAAAAAUUACUGAGCAACCUCUACAAGAUGUCUUGAGCACAAAUUAAACCCCAAAUCUGCCCUUCUAGCAGCUCUGAAGGACUUGGCACAGCCAGCUCUCUGGGCUGAAAGGUGCUGGCAGAGACAAUAAGGGGCUCCCACUGCAGUGUCCUUCACCAUCUCCACACCUUGCUCACACUCUCUGACUUCCAGAGGGUACCGGGCACAGUCAUGGAGUGUUUUCAGGACAACCCUGAUGCAGGAAGAGGCUCCUUCCUCCACCAGCCCUCUUAACAUCAGGCUGAGCGAGAGACAAAAGCACGACAGGCGAAGCAUGCACUUGCCUAAGCAACCCCUCUGGGCUGCCAGCUCCCACUGACUCUGCAAAGCCAAGGUUUCAAGUUCAGCUUUGUUCUGGCAGGUUAGCUCUCUAUUUACAAGGGGAGGUGGGGGGGGGGGGGG
This is a messenger RNA of Poecile atricapillus (Black-capped chickadee), 12388 nucleotides long. RefSeq names its product stum, mechanosensory transduction mediator homolog (gene STUM). Lineage: Eukaryota; Metazoa; Chordata; Aves; Passeriformes; Paridae. The record is from RefSeq and is a predicted model, not a curated record. The transcript is spliced from 4 exons. The coding region runs from base 59 to 463 and encodes 134 amino acids.